Messenger RNA from Labeo rohita (rohu), 1931 nucleotides. It is a transcript of the gene gnpat2, whose product is annotated as glyceronephosphate O-acyltransferase 2. Gene Ontology annotation, cellular component: mitochondrial membrane; peroxisomal membrane. Lineage: Eukaryota; Metazoa; Chordata; Actinopteri; Cypriniformes; Cyprinidae. Gene Ontology annotation, biological process: ether lipid biosynthetic process. The record is from RefSeq and is a predicted model, not a curated record. Gene Ontology annotation, molecular function: glycerone-phosphate O-acyltransferase activity.
AUUGAGAUAUUAUUGGGGGCAACAGGUCACGCGACUGGAGGCGUUCCCGCGGUGCGCGCGCUCAUUGGUGCACGAGCUUCGGUCCGAGUGUCGGUCGGUUCACUUGGCUCGGACGUCACAUCGGAGGAGGGGGAGAGAAGAACACCUGCUGCUUCUGUAUGGGACAUGGAGCCACUGAGUGCUGAUGGUGCAGAACCUGAUGGCUUCUUUGACAUUCUGGAGGAGAGGAGGCGGAGCAGUGACCUAAGCCACGCCUUCCGGACCUUUUCCCCUCAGCCAUACCGUGGGGCCACGCCCAUUUCUGCUGCCGCUCUCAGCAGGAUGGUGCUUGAAUCACAGUACCUGAGCUACAUUAUACAGGAGAUCAUGGAUGAGUGUGACGAACCACGCGAGGCGCUUUUAGAGGAGGCGUCUGCGCUGCUGAAUGAAAUGAGUCAAAACCUUCAGCUGGGAUUCAUUCGUCUGCUGGGCUUUGCACUGAGCAAAGUUUUUAAAAGUGUCUUCAGCUCUGUAUAUGUCAAUGAGGACGGACUCACUCGGCUACAGCAAGCCAUUCAGGAGUAUCCCGUCAUCCUGAUGCCAAAUCACAGGAGCUACAUGGACUUCCUGGUUCUGUCUUACAUCAUGUUCACUUAUGACCUCUCCAUCCCCGUCAUUGCAGCUGGAAUCCCUCUGAUGGGGAUGAAGCUGAUUGGUGAGAUCUUUCGGCGAUCAGCGUUUUUUAUCCGUCGUGCCAUUGGCUCAGACAAGCUGUACUGUGCGGUGCUGUCUGAGUAUGUCAGAACCAUUGUGCGGACAGGUUAUGCUCCAUUAGAGUUUUAUGUUGAAGGAUUACGCAGCAGAACACUGAAAUCUCUCACACCAAAACUAGGAAUGAUGCACAUGGUGCUGGAGCCCUUUUUUAAAGGAGAGGUGUUUGACAUCAGUCUGGUGCCCAUCAGCAUCAGUUAUGAGCGUGUGCUGGAGGAGUCGCUCCUUGCUCAUGAGCUGCUGGGUGUGCCUAAACCCAAAGAGACCACAGGGGCUCUGCUGAAGGCCAGGACUGUGCUGAAGGAGAAUUAUGGCUGCAUGCAUGUGUGCUUUGGCAACCCUGUGUCAGUCAGAGACCUGGUGAAGGGGAAAAUAAACCAUAGACAGUACAAUCUGGUACCCAGAGACCUGCCCAUGAAGGCCAAUAAGGAGACGCAGGAGUUUUUAUCUGGUCUCGCCCACAUGAUCAUCCGUUUGCAAGAGAACGCAGUACUGAGUGCCUGGAACCUGAUGGCCAUGAUUCUUCUUCAGAACCUCCAGGGCAUUGAUUUGGACCUGCUGACCCAUAAAACCCUGUGGCUGAGGACACUCACCCUGGGUUUUGGAGCUCAUCUCAAAUGGCCCAGGAAUGUCCCGGAUUCUGAAGUGAUGUCAUCGAGCAUGAGCCUGCAUCACUCAGUAGUAUGCUGUGAGAGGGGGCGUGUCUAUUUAGUAGAGGAGGAGGGGCCAGGGCCUGUCACUCAAGAGGAGGGCGUGUUCAGACGUGCUGCCGCUGUUCUCAUGUGCGCCUCCUACAGGAAUCAAGCAGUACAUGUAUUCACAAGACCAGCUAUGGUGGCGGCCGCAAUGACAACAACUGCAAGCAAUAGGACAGAUGACAUCUUUCAUCAUUUUAAGUUCCUGCUGGAGCUUUUUUCCAACGAGUUUGUUCUAAUUCCCGGUCAAGCUGCUCAGGACUUUGAGGAGGGCUGUUCUUUGCUACAGCAGUCUGGUGUAAUCGGCCGCUCUGAUGAAGAGAUCUAUGUGAGGGACAAUGGCCAGGAAACCAUCAUCUUCCUCAGAGCGAUUCUGCUGCCCUUCAUUGAGAGCUACCAGGUGAUUGUUGUCAUUUACAUAAUUGUGCAGGCAGUUCACCAUCUCCAUUGGUGAGUAACAAUACAUUUGAACACACCAGAUGAGUG